AUGGUUUUCAAUGAUAGUGACGAAAAAGACACUGCCCCACUUGUAGCCUCUCGGUACAAAAGAAUCAUCACUAAGGACGGGCACAGCAAUCUCAAGAUAGAGGCUCUCAGUGGAAAAAGUAUCAUACAUCUAAAAGAUAUCUGGUCAAUCUUAGUGGAAAUGAGAUGGCGUUGGAUGUUACUGACAUUCUCAGGAGCUUUUGUUGCACAUUGGCUCUUCUUUGCCUGCUUUUGGUACUUACUGGCAUAUACAAACGGUGAUUUAGAUUUGCUCGAUCAUAACAACCCUCCAGAAAACCAUACCAUCUGUGUGAAAUAUAUCGACAGCUUCACAGCAGCCUUUUCGUUCUCACUGGAAACUCAGCUUACAAUUGGUUAUGGAACCAUGUACCCUGAUGGUGAUUGCCCAGCUGCCAUUGCUCUCCUCACUGUCCAAAUGUUGCUGGGACUUAUGGCGGAAGCUUUAAUUACAGGUGCCUUUGUGGCAAAGAUUGCCAGACCAAAGCUUAGAGCGACUGCAAUUAAAUUCAGUUACUUUGCUACUGUUGGACACCGUGAAGGGGAGCCUUGCCUGAUGUUUAGAGUAGCCAACAUAAGGCAAAGUCCAUUAACACGUGUUAAAGUAACUGCCAUUCUAUACCAAGAGUACAAAAACCAACAUCUUCAUCAGACGAACCUCGACUUUCACAUCGACAACAUGAACUCGAACAAGAGUCCAUACCUUGUCUUUCCACUUAUGUUCUGCCAUACCAUCGAUCAAAACAGCCCUCUUUAUCCACUGAUUCAAGGGAAGAUGCCAGCCUACUACGAGAUAGUAAUAUUUUUGUCAGCAGAACAGGAAGAUACAGGAGAGACUUGCCAAAAGAGAACCUCCUAUAUUCCAGAGGAAAUCAAACUCAGUCAACAGUUUGCCUCUGUGAUAAGCUGCACUUCCAAAGGAUACUACAAAAUUAUCAUGGCAAACUAUGACAAGACAGUUCCUGGAUUUCCUGUGCUACUUAAUCCAAAGGAUGCGAGACAGAAUGAUUUUGUCAUCAGCAUUAAUGGUGAUCAUGCUGACACUAUAUUAUUCAGAGACAGUGCUAUCUGA
Messenger RNA from Carcharodon carcharias (great white shark), 1089 nucleotides. It is a transcript of the gene kcnj13, whose product is annotated as potassium inwardly rectifying channel subfamily J member 13. NCBI's taxonomy places the organism in Eukaryota, Metazoa, Chordata, Chondrichthyes, Lamniformes, Lamnidae. The coding region runs from base 1 to 1089 and encodes 362 amino acids. The record is from RefSeq and is a predicted model, not a curated record. Gene Ontology annotation, cellular component: plasma membrane. The transcript is spliced from 2 exons. Gene Ontology annotation, molecular function: inward rectifier potassium channel activity. Gene Ontology annotation, biological process: regulation of monoatomic ion transmembrane transport; potassium ion import across plasma membrane.